Messenger RNA from Acanthoscelides obtectus, 2811 nucleotides. The record is from the annotation of a GenBank genome assembly. Lineage: Eukaryota; Metazoa; Arthropoda; Insecta; Coleoptera; Chrysomelidae.
CUGACAUCUGUGAUUUUUCGGUCAUUCACUUUUUAAAUUAUUUUGAUUUGCAAAUAAAUAAUAAGAUAAAUAGUUUUCGAUAGCAAAAUUUAUGUAAUUUUAUCAUUUAUUAUUGAAGCAGAUAUUAAUUACUCAAGAUCAAGAGAAAGAAGUGUAAUUAUACUGUAGUAGUGAAUCUCCUAUACAGGGUUUUCUAUGUGUUUGUGAUUCUAAUGAAGCCAAAAUAUUGGAAAUAUGAGUUUUAUAAGUGAUUUGAGCCAAACUCAGGAAUACCUCAGCUUCCGAAGCAGCGUACCAUUACGAAGGAUAGUUGUAGAUUCAGAAAACUCCAAGGGAUGGCGACUAUAUGACUGUGGCCCUAAGAAAGUUACCUGUCCCUUGAUAUGUCUACCACCUGUAUCAGGUACAGCUGAUAUCUUUUUUAAGCAAGCAUUAGCCCUAUCAGCAAAAGGAAUUAGAGUUAUUUGUGCUGAAGCACCUGUUUACUGGAAUGUGAGAGAAUGGUGUGAAGGAUUUAAGAAGCUACUGGAUUACUUGGAGUUGGAUAGAAUCCAUAUUUUUGGGUGUUCUUUAGGUGGGUAUUUAGCUCAAAAGUUUGCUGAAUACACAGUGAACUGCCCACGUGUGUCUUCCUUAAUAUUAUGUAAUACUUUCACUGAUACCUGCAUCUUCAACAAUCAUGAUUCAGCUGCAAUAUACUGGAUAUUACCCGCCUUAGUUUUGAAACGAAUGAUUAUGGGAAAUUUUUCCUCUGGUAAAGUUGAUCCUGAGAUGAUAGGAGCUAUAGACUUCAUGGUUGAAAGGCUUGAAAGUCUUACACAAACAGAACUAGCAAGUAGGCUAACUUUGAACUGUCUAAAAGGGUAUGUUGAAGCCCAUAAGCUCUCUGAUGUUCCAAUUACCAUCAUAGAUGUAUUUGAUGAAUGUGCUCUCUCAAGUUCAGUUCGAGAAGAACUAUACAAAUGUUAUCCCCAUGCUAAGUUGGCACAUUUGAAGUCUGGUGGAAAUUUUCCAUAUUUGAGCAGGAGUGGAGAGGUGAACCUUCAUUUACAGAUACAUCUGAGGCAAUUUGAUAAUACUCCUUACAGUGCCGCAGAUAGACCUCUUGUUAACAGGAACAGAACCUAAGGUAACGGUAAGACUGAUACAUUGAAUUUGUUAUUAUAUUGUGCCAAUUGUGUGAUCAAUCAUUAGGAUAAGCUUGAAGUAUCAAUUAUGAUGUGCAAUAGCAAUUGACAUUGACAAGAAAAGUCAUAUGAUUACUUGUAAUGAUAAUCAUAGUAGUAACAUCAAUGAAUUUGCUCAUAUUUUUAUAUUAUGUUUCAUAUCUGAAAGAAUAUUAGAUGCUAGAAAAUGGGGACGAAUGAUCAGUGAGGAUGCUUUUCAACCUUAUGAAUGUCAGCUUUAUUUGUGGAAUAAUUUUCCCAUACUCAAAUCAGGAACUGCUCUAAUAUUAAGUUUCUACUUCUACAUAGAAAUUCUUUUGUAUCAGCCAGUGCUGGUCAAACGUCUAAAUAGUGCUUCUGGUUGUUAUUUAUAUUCAGGUUUUUGUGAAUUUUCUGUAUCUGCGUCUUAAAAAUAUUGGUUUUGUGAAAAGAGAAAGUGUAUUGGUUGGUGUGGAAUGAUAAUUUUAGGAAAAUCUAAGAAUAUACUUGCAUAUUAUAUCAUUCAUUAACGUAUUCUACCUGAAGAUAGUCAAUACUAGCUUAUUGGAGAUGAAAUAAGAUACAGUAUAGUGUUAUCUAUGAGAAUUUGUCAUAGCUAUCAUUAUCCUAUCCGCAAUGAUUAUAUACUUUGAAAACGUUAGUGUCUCAUAGAUGGCGCUGUAACCAACUAUACAGUACCACUUACGAGACACUAACCUUUCCAAAGUAGACUCCCAAUUAUUGGGGAGAGGAUAAACCUCGUUGAGACAAAAUCUCGUAGAUGGCGCUACAGUAUCUCAUUUUAGCUCGGAUAAUUUUUUGGAGGCGUAAAUAUAGUACCUGUUUGGUUAUCUUCAGGUAGAAUACGUUAAUCAAUGAUUAUAAACCUUACUACUUUAUUGCUCUGUUAAUGGUCAAUUUUUUCAAUAUUUUAGUUUUGUAUCCAACAUCACUCUUAUCCUAUCAUUUUAUAGCUGUUUAUACCGUUAAUUAUAUUUGUACCAAAAAUUAUAUGUGAUAAUGGCUGAAUAGAUAUCUAUGAACGAAAAUAGUUUGUGUAUAUGUGUUACAUUAGGAUAUAUGACUAAUAUUCCCAUAUCGUGUUGUAUGUAAAAUGUAUACAGAAUGAUACAGAAUGCAGUGCGCGGAUUUUUUUGUCGUUUUCAAAUAAGGUAUAGUCGUUUGAGACGCUAUUUUAAUAAGAGUUUUUUUAUUCUUAAAAUAUAUAUUUCUAUUCAUUGUUUGUAUAAAUUCAUUCCUUUUUUCUUCGCCAUUCUGGUAUUUUCCUGAAAAGAUGAUGUGAUAUUAACCACUUAUUUUUAUCGAAGCUAUAAGAUGUUUUAUCUCUAUCUCUGGAGAUUGAAGUUGCUAUACCUCUGUAUCGAUCGAGGAUCGUAGGGAGCGUAAAUGGUAACCCUCCCUCCCCCGCUUUACCAAAGAAGAGAAUGCUGGAUGGCAGCACCGAGCCAGUGUUGCCAUUUGUACCUAUUUUCCAAAGAGUAGUCUUAUCAAGGGAACAAAUUUCGCGGAUAUCUCUUAUAAUCCGCCGGUCGCCUCCUUUGACCUUGGGUUUCUUCAGCAUUAUAGUACGGGAACCGACCGCCAAGUUUUUGUUAUAUCAACGCAUCAUGACACGAUACCAGAAAAACUGGUGAAAAAAGCUUAC